UACUCUUGUUCCAGAUUUUAGUUAUGUAAGUAGAAUUUUCAUGUAUAGAUAGCUCUGUGAUGUAAGUGAAGUUACUUGUCAUACUGUAUUCAUCAAGGAUAAUUAAGGAUAGAUAUAUGACAAUUUUGUCAAGACUACCUAACCUGUUGUUUGUAAUUCAGUCUGUGUUGAGACAUUCAGCCUGCAGCAGGUCUGUUUUUUAUGGGCUUUAUGGGUGAUAGACCUUCAACUAUGCCUACACCACAAGAUGCCUUGCCAGGACGUGAUGAGAGAAUAAAAGUCUCACCAAAACAUGCUGUCAAUGGAAACCCCACAGUGCCACCAUUUCCAGAUCAGAUGCAAAUGGCUAUGUUUGGGAUGGGUUGUUUCUGGGGAGCGGAGAGAAAGUUCUGGAAGCAGGCAGGGGUUUAUUCUACACAGGUUGGAUAUUCAGCCGGUUAUACUAAGAAUCCUACAUACAGGGAGGUGUGUACAGGGAAUACCGGACAUAAUGAGGUGGUCAGAGUCGUGUUUGAUCCAAAAAAUGUUUCAUAUGAUGAAAUUCUAAAGGUAUUCUGGGAAAAUCAUGACCCCACAACACCGAAUCGUCAAGGAAACGACCAAGGAACACAAUAUCGGUCAGGAAUUUAUUUUUACUCCGACGAACAACAAGACGCUGCGGAAGCCUCUAAAGAAGCAUAUGAAAAACUGAUAAUAUUAAAAGGUUACGGCAAAAUUGUGACAGAAAUAAUUCCAGCAUCUGAGUUUUACUAUGCAGAAGAUUAUCACCAGCAAUAUUUACAUAAAAAUCCCGACGGUUAUUGUGGAUUAGGAGGUACGGGAGUGAGCUGUCCAAUUGGUCUCGGGAAGAAGGACGGAAAAAAGAAGCCAAACAGCGAAUUGUGAUAUUAUAAUAAUAUACAAAAAGUGCUUUCAAUUUCAAUAUUAUUUAAAGAUGAUUCAUAUUUAUUUGAUCACUCUCAGGUGACAUGACUAAAUAUCUGGGUCUUACAUUUUAUAAUGUGUGUUUAGCUCAUCAGUACUCGGAGAUGAUUGUUUGUGAUGUCAUUGUGUCCGUAGAUCUUCUUACUAGAAACUACAAUGCCUUAAAUUAACAUUUUUGCCAAAUAGCAUCCCCAUGUGGUCCUCUACAAAAGUUACAUGCUUUGAUAACUUAGCUUGUAUAGACUUGCAUUGUCAAUUAGAUUAUAUUAACUUAUAUAAAGAACUCACGCCUUCUUGAGUGGAACUGCAAUGUCCAGAAUUUCGAUGUUUGGCAUGCAGGAUCAUGUUGUGGCCCUGGUCCAUUGGUCAGAUAUCAUAGUUAUAUAAAUCAUGUCUUUGGGGUUAGAAUCUUUCUCCUAGAUCAGUUGUUACUUAAGAGUAUAUGGUCUUAUAUAGGAAAAUGCAUUAAAGUCUUUAUGUUGAAAACUGCAAUGACCAGAGUUUAGAAAUUCAGCUUGUAGCAUAAUUUUGUGUACCUCUACGAAAGUUACCUUAAAUCAUGCCAAUUUGUUAAAAAAAGAUUCCACCUUAGGGGUUAUUUUGUUUACAUUGACUUUUGUAGUUAGCAUGGCUGAAAAAAUCUUAAUAUGAAAAUACCAUGCCCAGAGCCUAGAUUUUUUAGCAUGUAGCAUCAUUUACAAAUGUACAUGGCUUGUGGUUCUAUGUAAAUCAUGCUCUUGAGAUGUAAGAUUUUGGCCCCGGCCAUGGGAUCGUCUUGGGUUGUUUAGACUUAUGUAAGUUUUCUUGUGUUAAAACCAUUUAGCAUGUAACAUUUACUAGGAAACACCUAAAAAUGUUUUAUAAAGUAUGCAGCUUGGGUAAAAAUUGUCAGAUCUAAUGUGACAUUACUUCACCAUUGAAGAAUUGUAACCUUUUCUAGCAAUGUAUCCCAGGUUAGCAAUCAGGGGCCAUAAUUGUCCUCUUGUUAUUUUAUAUUAUUUCAAGGUGUUUUUCAUAGAUCUUGCUGAAAUAUAAUUUUUCAUAUAACAUUAAUGUAGUUAUAAAUUAUGAAAUGUGAAUUUGUGUUUAACACCAGGGAUUUAGGGACUAUUAGCCAGCACAAAGUUCAAACACAGUAUCUCUAUCUCCAAACCUGGUUUAUUAAAGUCCUGUUUUUAAACAUUCAACAAAUAUGUUAUUUAGAUUAGCUAAACGUUUAUAAGUUCUUGGUGCUACAAUGAAAGUAAAUUUUAUAAACUGAACACAUUUAUUUAAUUAGUCUUCUCCUGUUAUGUUUUAUUUGAUGAAGAAAGUAAUUAUCAAAUAUAAUCAAUCAUUUUUAGCUUGACUUUUUUGAAGAAUAUUGGAGCUAUCCUACCCACCUUGACUUUAGAGUAACUUUAUGCAUGUCUUUGAGAUAUUGAUAUCAGGUCACUGUGAAAGUCCAUAACUCUGACAUAGAUUUUGACAAAAUUAUGUCUCUCCAUAAACUUUAAAAAAAAUCCUGGUUAAAGUUUUGCAUACAACAUCAGUUUUCAAAAUUACAGAAGGGCAUUGUUUUGAAACUUAAGUCAUGUUUUCAGAAUUAUUAUUGAAGAUUUUUUUCAAAGAUCCAGAACGCUAGCAUUGUUUUUAAAUGAAAUAUUGCCUUUUGUGAACUUACUAAAUUUUAGGUCAAUAUCCAAGACUCAAAGGCGUGUCAUGUAUUAUUAUUAUUUAGGUUCUUGUUUAACUUUCAAGCACUGAGAAUAGUAGAAUAUGCUGUCUUUGUGUUACCUCUUGUUUAUUACCUCAGUUUAUACAAUCAAUUUAACAUAAUUAUUUACAUGGAUGUGUGUUAACACCACUUUCGUUCUAUGUGUUAUAACAAUAAAUAGACUUUAUAGGUAAUACAUGAUAAUAAAUGUAAACACUUAAGAACUAAGGAAACAAAAUCGUAUUUUAAAAUAUUUAAAAUCAUGUAUCUGAAGUUACUUAAGUAUUUCUGUACAUGACAAGUUCUAAAUAAGUUCUGAAUGACAGAAAGCAAAUUAUUGUCACCUUAGUGGAGUACUGGGUUAAGUCCUUCUAAAUUAAAUAAGAGUUAACCAGUUAUUGCAAUAAGGUGACCAUUUGGUAAGCAUCAUGUGCAAUACUAGUAGAGUGUGUCUAUAUAAACUUAUAGCUUCUUACACAAUUAUGCUAAAAUUAAUGCUGUAUGUACUAAUAUUUGUAAUUAGAAUUAUUAAAGUCUACAAUCAAAAUCAAAGAUAACUAAAAUAAGCAUGUUAGAUGAUCAGGAAGUCAUAAAAAUGUAUUUAUUUCUGCUUGUUAUAAGUAUAUGAUUUUACUUUUGCUAUGAAUUUAUUAGUAUUUCUUGAGUAUGUAUUGUUAUUUCUGUCCUGAAACUGUUAAUGAAAAGGAAAUAAAUGUUAUAUAACUUA
Ruditapes philippinarum (Manila clam) is the source of this 3347-nucleotide messenger RNA. Its product is annotated as peptide methionine sulfoxide reductase MsrA-like. The record is from RefSeq and is a predicted model, not a curated record. NCBI's taxonomy places the organism in Eukaryota, Metazoa, Mollusca, Bivalvia, Venerida, Veneridae. The transcript is spliced from 6 exons. Gene Ontology annotation, biological process: cellular response to oxidative stress. Gene Ontology annotation, molecular function: peptide-methionine (S)-S-oxide reductase activity. The coding region runs from base 202 to 885 and encodes 227 amino acids. Gene Ontology annotation, cellular component: cytoplasm.